Molecule: messenger RNA, 1056 nt
Organism: Eruca vesicaria subsp. sativa (arugula)
Lineage: Eukaryota; Viridiplantae; Streptophyta; Magnoliopsida; Brassicales; Brassicaceae
Source: the annotation of a GenBank genome assembly
UGAGUGGUAUUCUAAUCGUAAAAACUCAUGUAUAAAAACUCCACCACCAGAUGUAAUUGAACAUCCUAAAGCCCACAAACACUCUCUUGUCCGCCUGCCAAACACAUAUCAUAGAUGUGACUUUUGUGAAAAAUCAAAUUAUAGAUAUCUGUACAAAUGUUCCCAGUGUCAAAUGACAUUCCACUUUGAAUGUUCUAACUUUCCUCUAGAGAUAACUCAUCCUUUUCACCCUAAACACCCUCUUAAGUUCCUUACACCUGGAGAACAUAACUUCUCUGAUGGGGAAUGUGUUAUAUGCGGAAACCAGUCAUGGAAAAGAUUUUAUUAUUGUUCAAUCUGUAAAUUCAGUGUGGAUGGUUCUUGUGUAAAGAAUCCACCACCGCUUACAAUCAGGUUAUUUCCUAAAGCUCAUGACCAUCAAAUCAGUCUUAUGCCAAGGAUCAUCUCUUUUAAGUGUGAUGCUUGUGGGUUGCCUGGUGAUCGAAGUCCUUAUUCAUGCCAACAAUGCUAUUUCAUGAUCCAUCAAAGUUGUGUUGACUUACCAGAGAUCAUCAACGUUAAUCGUCAUGAGCAUCGACUUUCUAGGCGUCUUCAGCUAAGUCCCGGGAGUUGGAUAUGUGGAUUUUGUCACGAGAAAGUUGAUUGGUCAUAUGGGGCAUUUUCUUGCUCUAUUUGUCCUAAUUAUGCUAUCCAUUCUAAAUGUGCUAUACGAAAUGAUGUCUGGGACAAGUUAGAGCUAAAAGGUAUACCAGAGGAACGUCAAGAAAUCAAACCAUUUAAGGUGAUAGAUGUGAACCUAAUACAACAUUUUAGUCACGAGGAACAUUAUUUACAACUCAACGAAGGAAAAGUCACAUGUGGUGAAAACAUCCGUUGUGAAGCAUGUGUCUUACCUAUAAAUUAUCAAGCAUUCUACAGUUGUGUGCAAUGCGAUUUCAUUCUCCACAAAACAUGCGCUAAUCUUCCUAGGAAGAAACGACAUAUGUAUCAUGACAAGCCAUUAACUUUAAAGAGUGAUGGCAUGACGCUGUUUGAGUGUUCGGCAUGUUAUAACUG